This is a messenger RNA of Brettanomyces nanus, 561 nucleotides long. It is a transcript of the gene GUK1, whose product is annotated as guanylate kinase. The coding region runs from base 1 to 561 and encodes 186 amino acids. Gene Ontology annotation, molecular function: GMP kinase activity. The transcript has a single exon. Gene Ontology annotation, cellular component: cytosol. The record is from RefSeq and is a predicted model, not a curated record. Gene Ontology annotation, biological process: purine nucleotide metabolic process. NCBI's taxonomy places the organism in Eukaryota, Fungi, Ascomycota, Pichiomycetes, Pichiales, Pichiaceae.
AUGCCUGGCCGCCCUAUAGUAGUUUCUGGACCUUCAGGGACUGGGAAAUCAACUUUGUUGAAGCGUCUUUUUGCAGAGUAUCCAGGAAAAUUCGGAUUCUCCGUCUCCAAUACAACUAGAAAGCCAAGACCUGGAGAAAAAGACGGUGUCGAUUACAACUUUGUUAGCGUCGAUCAAUUUAAGCAGUUGGUAGCUGAUGGUGCAUUCAUCGAAUGGGCACAGUUUUCAGGCAAUUACUAUGGAACCACUAUAGCAGCAGUGAAAAAGGUUUCGGAAGGCUUGAAGAGAACAUGCGUUUUGGAUAUCGAUAUGCAAGGUGUCAAAUCUGUCAAAAAGACAGAUUUGAAUGCCAGGUUUGUUUUCGUGGCGCCUCCUUCUUUGGAAGAGUUGAAAAAAAGAUUGGAAGGCAGAGGUACGGAAACUGCUGAAAGCUUGUCAAAGAGAUUGAGCGCAGCCGAGGCAGAGUUGGAGUUCGCCAAAACUGGUGCUCAUGAUAAAGUCAUUGUGAAUGAUAACCUCGAAAGUGCUUACAAAGAACUCAAUGAGUUCAUCUUUGCAUAA